Molecule: messenger RNA, 1643 nt
Organism: Malania oleifera
Lineage: Eukaryota; Viridiplantae; Streptophyta; Magnoliopsida; Santalales; Ximeniaceae
Exons: 6
Coding region: 361-1179 (272 amino acids)
Biological process (GO): protein retention in ER lumen
Cellular component (GO): membrane
Molecular function (GO): ER lumen protein retrieval receptor activity
Source: RefSeq, a predicted model, not a curated record
AAGAAAGAGAAUGCAGCUUCCUUAAUUUGGAAAAAGGCACAAAGGUGUGGGAGGGGAGAAAUUGAGGGGGCACAUCAACUUGAAAUCAUGCAGGUCUCCCGCAGGCCGCAGGUAUCGUGGCAGUCCAACAUCAGAUCUUGAUCAAUACAACGUCGUUUCCCGCACGAUACGGCGUCCAUCCCAUCCCCAACUCUCCAUCUCCAUCUCCAUCUCCAUCUCCACCUUUGCGCGUCUCUGUUCCUCUAUUCUUAUUUUUUUUUAUUUUGUCCUUCUUCCCGGAGGCAAGUAAGUAGGGGUUGUGCUCUGCCCUGUGUCAGGCCAUUUCUCGCUGAGAGAGAGAGAGAGAGAGAGAGAGAGAGAAUGAGGGGAUCGAGAAGAACGAUCCACGCGGUGGCAACAUGGGUGAGGAGGCAGCCGCCGAAAAUGAAGGCCUUUCUAGCGGUGGUGGCCGGCAUGGCGGCUCUGGUGUUCCUGCGAAUUGUGGUUCACGAUCACGAUAACCUCUUCGUCGCCGCCGAGGCCGUUCACGCCCUCGGAAUCUCCGUCCUCAUUUACAAGCUCACCAAGGAGAAGACUUGUGCGGGACUUUCUCUCAAAUCACAGGAACUCACAGCUAUGUUUUUAGCUGCUAGACUCUACUGCAGUUUUGUUAUGGAAUAUGAUAUACACACAAUACUUGAUUCAGCAACAUUGGCUACAACCCUUUGGGUUAUCUAUAUGAUGCGCUUUAAUCUCAAAUCCACUUACAUGGAUGACAAGGACAACCUUGCAAAUUAUUAUGUGGUGAUACCAUGUGCCCUAUUAUCUUUCCUUAUUCAUCCAUCAACGACACAUAAUGUUCUACACAGGAUUUUAUGGGCUUUUUGCGUUUAUCUGGAAGCUGUUUCAGUGCUACCCCAGCUACGUGUCAUGCAGAACACAAAGAUUGUUGAACCAUUUACAGCACAUUAUGUAUUUGCACUGGGUGUUGCAAGGUUCUUGAGUUGUGCACAUUGGGUCCUCCAGGUAUUAGAUAGUCGCGGCCGCUUGCUGACUGCAUUGGGUUAUGGGCUGUGGCCCUCCCUUGUCCUCCUCUCAGAAGUUGUCCAAACUUUCAUUCUGGCAGAUUUUUGCUACUACUAUGUGAAAAGCCUCGUCGGAGGCCAGCUUGUGCUACGUCUCCCAUCUGGAGUGGUCUGAGCUCAACGGCUCUGUGAUCCAUGAAUAACUUCAACAAGUCAGAGGUGUGGUGAUGCACGCACUUGAUGAAUUGCUUCUUUUUUGGGACAGUGAGGUAAUUUUUGUAUACUGAAGUUGUCUUUGGAGUAGUGAAGAGGAUUGGUUGGGUAGUAUUAGGAAGUGUUUGGAUUGGGGCAUUUGCAGGGGGAAAAAAAUUAUAUAUAUAUAUGAAUAGGUAACUUAAAAUGAUUUGACUUUUCGCUAGUCUAACUUCAAGUUUGGAAUGUUUGAGCAUGUUCUCUUCACAUGUACCCCAACCGGGUCUUAACUUGCCCAGUUUUGAGCUUGAAUUAGCAUGUAGUUGCUAGCCCAUUACUCCGGUAGUUCACCUCAUUGUUGCUUUGGUGUUUAUUUCCUGAAGAAUUAGGUUUGAGAAUAAGUAAAUAAAUAAAGGGUACUGUGUUUGUGGGAGCGUUGGAAUUAAA